Oppiella nova is the source of this 1464-nucleotide messenger RNA. The record is from the annotation of a GenBank genome assembly. Lineage: Eukaryota; Metazoa; Arthropoda; Arachnida; Sarcoptiformes; Oppiidae.
AUGGAUCAGUUACUGAAUUUUAAUACGUUUGCAUCCAUGAGAAAGGGUUUAAAACUCGAAGAAUACAAGAAUCUGAAGAUAUUAUGUGUUUUAACGAACGAAACCGGAAUUUAUGUGACCAAAGAGGACAAAGUCUAUGGCUUUGGGAACAACUCGAGGGGAUGUCUGGGUUUGGGUGUUGCGGACGAACACAUCAAUGGACACAAACUCAACAAAUAUCUCACAGACAAAGGAUUGGCAAACAUUUACUUCGGGUAUCAGUUCUGUAUAGGACUGACACAAACCGAUCGGUGCUAUUCGUGGGGAACCAAUGAAUUCGGUCAACUCGGAUGUGGACAGACAGACAACCAAUCGGUGUCAGUGCCUCAGCUCAUGGAUCUGUUGUCUGACAAACAAGUGGUGGACAUACGCUGUGGUAAUUCCCAUAUAUUAGCGCUCACCCUCACGGGACAGGUGUAUGGUUGGGGUCGCAACACGUUUGGACAGAUAGGCAACGGAACUAAUAACCACAUGUAUUAUCCGACACUCAUUCACUUUAGUGACAAAAUAAUAUCCGUUUCUUGUGGUAAAUCACACUCAAUGGCACUGACAGACACCGGCAAUGUCUAUGUCUGGGGUAACAAUAAGUCCGGACAGUUAGGUAUACCGACAGAAAAUAGUGAAAAGAGUGGUAACUAUUUUAAACAAUAUCGACCACAACUUUUGGGAUCAACUUCUUUGCCUUUCAUUACAAAAGCCAUUUGUGGUGCCGAACACUCACUGUUACUGACCACUGAUGGAGAUAUCUAUUCAUUUGGUCUCAACUCUGACGGACAGUUAGGAACAGGCACUCAAGACAAUCAAUGCCUUCCCAUCAAAAUGAGUUCAGAAACUAAAUUCAAAGACAUUUGUGACUGCGGAGGAAUGGGUCGCCGAUAUGACUGCGACUACUGUUUGCGGUCAUUCAAAGAUCUGCCGCAAAGUCGUCGAAAGCAUCUGAGAAGUACUGAUCACUUGAUGGCCAAGAAGUGCUAUUAUGAGUCCAUUAAGACAGCGGCCGAUCACCUGAGGGAUGAGCUCAACAAAAGUGUUUGCAAUCAUUACUUCAGACAUAACUUCUGCAAAUUCGGUGAUAAUUGCAUUCAUUCACACCUGACGUACGAUAGGCUACAAGAGCUCAGACAUCAGGCCAUCGCUGAGCGCAUGGACUCCAGAAGAAUGGCUCCGAUGUCACCAAAUGUGUCACAAGUGAGUGGUUUCGACGCGAAGACCCAUUUGGAUGUGUGGCUGAGGAAGAGGUUUAAUACCACGGACUCGGAGUCCGCACGAGAUAACGAUAGGACCUUCGAUGUCAUUAAUAUAAGACAUAAUUUACAAGAACUGAAGCAAUUGUUUGAGACGUUAGACACGAGACAAAUACCGAUCUCUUUGAUCCCACCAUCGAUUGAAGACUUUAAUCAAUCGGAGGAAUGCGAGUGGAAGUGA